AGCAUGUCUGAUCUUUCUUCACUUUUGCAAGCUUCUCUUGUGCCCGCUACUAGAAAACAGGCUGAACAGCAGCUCGAUUCUCUUGUGGCACAGCCAGGCUUUCUCUCACAUAUCCUUCGUCUCAUUCUCGAUUCAUCUCAACAACACCCAAUUAGACUCGCAGGUGCUGUGUAUCUUAAAAAUCUCGCGAAGUUAAGAUGGGAAGAGGAAGUUGCCCCCUUGCCUGAACAAGAUAAAGCGUCGCUUCGUAUCGAGCUUGUGCCAGCAAUGAUUGUACUGUCUGGUCCAUCCGACAAGUUAAUCCGUGCUCAGAUCGCAGAAUCUGUCGCUCUUAUUGCAGAGUUGGACUUCCCUCUGAAAUGGGACAAUUUGAUUGAUCAACUGGUGUCAUCCCUUUCACCAACGGAGUACAAUAUAAACAUUGGUGUCCUUGAAACUGCUCACUCUAUCUUCCGCCAGUGGCGGGCCCAUGUUCGAUCUGAUCAGCUUUAUUCAGAAAUAAACUUUGUUCUCUCUCGUUUUGUUGACCCCUUCCUGCAAUUGUUCCGCCAGUCCGCCCACAUCUUGCUGUCAUCUCCACCUCCCCCCAAUCUUGCAUUAGUAGCACAAACCCAGAUCCUCCUCAUUGAUGUCUUUUAUGACUUUACCUGCCACGACUUACCUCCUGCUAUCGAAGACUCUCAUCAAGAAUUCUUCGCCCCAUCUACUGGGUGGUUCCAUCGGUUCCUCACAUGGGACCCAUCAGACCUGCAAGGAGAUCCCGAUGACACACUCCCUUCGCUCCCGACUCAACUCAAAACGGUGAUCUUUGAAACCGCUGAGCUUUACAUUAAAUUAUAUCCCGACCAACUCUCUCAGUCUCAGGCCGUUGAAGCAUUUGUAGGGGGUGUCUGGCAACUUGUCGGCUCGGGAAGGUUACCCGGCGUCGCAGAUGAUGCGCUUGUUUCCCAGUCCCUCCGCUUCAUUUCUACUGCCAUUCGCUCGGGGUACUAUAAGCCCCUCUUCUCCUCUCGUGAAACCAUAUCUUCUCUCAUUCAAGGGGUAGUUGUGCCUAAUGUCUCUCUUAGAGAGCAUGAAAUGGAACAAUUUGAAGACGAUCCUCUGGAAUUCAUCCGUCUUGACCUUGCACUUCCCGGCGGGACGUCAGACGUAGCAACGCGGAGACAGGCAGCGGCAGACGUGCUGCAAGCUCUUGUUGGUUCUGGGUACGAAGCGGAAACAACAGAGAUCGUAGGCGAGUGGAUUGGAACAGGCUUACAAGAGUACAAUUCCAAUCCAAGCCAAAAUUGGAAGGCUAAGGAUGGCGCGGUGUAUCUCCUUACCGCCGUCGCUACGCGUGGAUCAACGACUCAGCACGGUGUGACGUCGACGAAUGCUCUCGUGGACAUUGUUAAAUUUUUCUCCGAACAUGUUUAUCAAGAUCUGCAGGCAGGACAAGGCAGUGUACACCCGAUCUUGCAAGUUGAUGCUAUCCGGUUUUUGCAUACUUUCCGCAACCAACUGACAAAACCCCAGCUGCUGUCCGUCCUUCCACUCCUUGUGCGGCACUUGGGUUCUCCCAACUAUGUCACGUAUACAUAUGCUGCGAUUACUAUCGACCGUAUUUUGUUCAUCAAGCAGGGAAAUCAGCUGUUGUUCUCACAGGCUGACAUUCAUGAUUUUGCAUCGGAUCUACUCGAUGCUAUCCUCAGCAAAGUGGAGGCGGCAGGAACACCUGAAAAAGUGGCAGAAAAUGACCAUCUGAUGAAAUGCGCGAUGCGCGUUAUUGUCACGGCGCGACAAACACUUACUCCAGUAUAUCAGCAAAUACUCCAGCGCCUCGUGGGCAUUCUUGGUGUUCUCUGUAAGAACCCGAGCAAUCCCAACUUCGACCAGUAUAUUUUUGAAAGUAUCGCUGCGCUCAUGCGCUUUGUUGUGAGUGGCAAUCCAGAAACUCUCUCGACGUUUGAGCGAAGCCUGUUUGGCCCAUUCACAGUCAUCCUACAACAGGACAUCGAUCAAUACAUUCCAUAUGUCUUCCAAAUACUGGCACAAAUGCUGGAGAUGCACAAGGCUAACGUACCGACAGAGUAUCGUAAUCUUUUGCCAUUCCUGCUUACUCCUACAUGCUGGCAGCAAAAGGGGAGCAUUCCUGGUCUUGUUAAACUUCUAAAAGCUUUCCUUGCGAGGGAUGCGCAACAGAUGCUCUCAACAGGUCAGAUCACUGCCGUGCUGGCUGUCAUCCAGCAGCGUCUUGUACCGUCAAAAAUUAAUGAUGCAUGGGGCUUUGAGUUGUUGCAAAGUGUCGUGCAGCAUAUUCCGCCCGCACAGCUACGCCAAUACUUCAAAGUCUUGGUUAUGACUCUACUCACGCGAAUGCAAACCAGUAAGACAGACAAAUAUGUCUACCUUUUCUCCCACUUCUUCCUCUUCACGAUGUCUAUCGACGUGGAGGGCCUUGGACCAGACUAUGUAAUUUCAACCGUUGAAGAGGUUCAGCCACAGCUCUGGUCACAAAUCCUUAUCAAUUUUAUUGUACCGCAAAUUUCAAAAAUGCCUCACAAGGACCGUAAAGUCGCUGCAAUCGGACUGACGAGAAUGCUCACUCAAAGUUCCCUCAUGCUGCAAGACCCAAGUGCACAGAGCUGGCCAGGAGCUUUUGUUGCACUAGCUAAACUCUUUAAUGAGCCCCAGUACCUCACAAAGGCUACCGAGGAAGAACAAGAUGUUGGCUUGACAUCAAUUGACUUUGAAGAGCAGACUGUGGGAUAUCAGGCUGCAUACUCACGGCUGGCUGCCUCAGAAACAGCACCAGCGGAUCCCGUCGCGUACGUGAAGGACCCGAAGGAGUUCCUGGGUCAAGCACUUGUCAAAGCAGACCCUAAGGUCAAAAGCUUGCUCUUGGUAGGAGAUGCUAGCAGUGUUCAGCCGUUUGUGCAGUCCUUGGCUGCUGCGGGAUUCAUUAUUCGGUAAAAUAAAAGGAAUCGAGAUAGAGGAGUGAGAUAGAGCAUCAAACCAAGUUGAAACAUGGCGUCAACGAGUAGAACAGGUACCAUUAUUGUAUAGAAAUAUCAUCAAUGCACUUUGUGAAUGCGGAGCCUU
Serpula lacrymans var. lacrymans S7.9 is the source of this 3081-nucleotide messenger RNA. RefSeq lists its product as uncharacterized. Gene Ontology annotation, cellular component: nuclear envelope; cytosol. Gene Ontology annotation, molecular function: small GTPase binding; nuclear export signal receptor activity. The record is from RefSeq and is a predicted model, not a curated record. Gene Ontology annotation, biological process: protein export from nucleus; protein import into nucleus. Bases 4 to 2952 code for a protein of 982 amino acids. NCBI's taxonomy places the organism in Eukaryota, Fungi, Basidiomycota, Agaricomycetes, Boletales, Serpulaceae. The transcript is spliced from 15 exons.